UCAGUGGUAGUUUAAAUUCACAGAAAAUUAAAUAGCCAAAAAUUUAAUUUUGAAAACAUCCACCAUGUCGGCAGUGAGUCUCCUGAAUCCCAAGGCCGAAAUUGCCCGGGCUGCCCAGGCCCUCGGUAUAAAUAUAGCUGGGGCAAUGGGUCUGCAGAAACUAAUGGCCUCCAAUCUGGGUCCGAAGGGCACCACCAAGAUGCUUGUUUCGCCAGCUGGCGACAUCAAGAUCACCAAGGAUGGCAAUGUGCUGCUCCACGAGAUGAACAUCCGUCAUCCCACGGCGAACAUGAUUGCCAGGGCGAGCACUGCCCAGGAUGAUUCCCUGGGAGAUGGAACUACGACCACGGUGCUCCUGAUUGGUGAGCUCCUGAAGCAGGCCGAGUUGCUCAUCGCAGAGGGACUGCAUCCUCGGAUCUUAGUGGAGGGUAUAAUGUUGGCCAAGGAGCGCUCCUUGGAGGUACUUCAAUCCCUCAAGAUUCCUACUGGAUUGGAAAGGGAAGACCUGAUCCCGGUGGCCAGAACCAGUUUGAGAAGCAAAUUGGAUCCUGGCCUGGCUGACAUGCUCACGGAUAUAUGCGUAGAUGCCAUCCUGGCUAUUCGUGGUGAUGGAAGUGGCAACCUGGAUCUCAACAUGAUUGAACUCAUGGAAAUGCUGCAGCACACGGCCUUAGAAACCCAGCUCAUUGAGGGACUGGUUCUGGAUCACGGUGGACGCCAUGUGAAUAUGCCAAAAAGCCUUCAGGAUGCCUACAUCCUGAUCUGCAAUGUAUCCCUGGAACUGGAGAAAACCUCGGUGACCUCGGGGUUUUGCUAUAAAAGCGCCGAGGAGCUGGAGAAAUGUGUUACCGAGGAACACCGCUUCAUUGAUCUGCGUCUGGCCAAGAUUAUAGAACUGAAGAAUCGAGUUUGUAAGGACAGCCAAAAGGGAUUCGUGGUCAUCAACCAAAAGGGCAUCGAUGUGCCUUCUCUGGAAGCUUUGGCUAAGGAAGGGAUUCUUGGCUUGAGGCGGGCCAAAAGCAGGAACAUGGAGCGUUUGGUCAGAGCCUGUGGCGGAGAAGCCUUGAAUUCUCUGGAGGAUUUGCAGGAGGAGCACCUGGGAUUCGCCGCCUCGGUUCGUGAGGAGCAGCUGGGCGAGACAAAGUACACCUUUGUGGAGCACUGCCGGAAUCCCACGUCCGUUACGAUCUUGAUUCGCGGACAAGCUCGUCAUCAGAUAUCCGCGAUUAAAGACGCCAUACGCGAUGGUCUUCAUGCGAUUCGGAAUGCCAUCCAGGACUCCUGUGUGAUUCCAGGAGCUGGAGCCUUCGAAAUGAGAGCCCACCAGGAACUCCUUGAGUUUAAGAACUCCGUCAAGGGAAAGGCUCAGUUGGGAGUUCAACUCUUCGCCGAGGCCUUGUUGGUAAUACCCAAAACCUUGGCCACAAACAGUGGAUUUGAUGUUCAGGACACCAUUGUCAAGCUAAUAGAAGCCCAACGAGAGGCGAAGGAAUCUCCCGUAGGACUUGACCUGGCUACUGGAGAACCCAUGGACCCGACGUCUGUCGGCAUUUUGGACAACUUCUGUGUCCUGCGGCAAAUCCUAGAGUCCUGCUCUGUUAUUGCCAGCAAUCUUCUGCUUACCGAUGAAAUAAUGCAGGCCGGCAUGACCUCUCUGAAGGGUUAAAUGCUGAGAAUACCUCAAUA
Drosophila subpulchrella is the source of this 1686-nucleotide messenger RNA. RefSeq names its product T-complex protein 1 subunit zeta-like. Gene Ontology annotation, molecular function: ATP binding; ATP hydrolysis activity; ATP-dependent protein folding chaperone. The transcript has a single exon. Gene Ontology annotation, cellular component: chaperonin-containing T-complex. The record is from RefSeq and is a predicted model, not a curated record. Lineage: Eukaryota; Metazoa; Arthropoda; Insecta; Diptera; Drosophilidae. Gene Ontology annotation, biological process: protein folding. The coding region runs from base 65 to 1666 and encodes 533 amino acids.